Protopolystoma xenopodis is the source of this 441-nucleotide messenger RNA. Lineage: Eukaryota; Metazoa; Platyhelminthes; Monogenea; Polystomatidea; Polystomatidae. The record is from the annotation of a GenBank genome assembly.
AUGGUCUUACGAGUUUUUUUGGUGGAAUCAAAUGAGGUUUGGCCGGCCAGGAAGGAUGUUGGUUCAAGUGAUCCUGUUAAGAACAAUGCCGCCUCUGCCAAAUCUACCAAAAGAAGGGCAGAUCCAAUCGGAAGAGGAGCGGCAGCUUGUGCGACUGUGCUGGGAGCAACAGUAGACGCCAGGCUUCGGGUAUCGAGCAAAGUAGCACAAGUAAAAUCUUGUUCUGUGCCUCCAAUAGGCUCUGAACGUCCACGACGUGCACCAGAUAAACGUAUUGGAGUCAUGGGCCCUUGCUCACAAGCCGGAACUAAUCUUCGGUUACUUCCUGUCGCCACAGGUGAUGAUAAGUUCGCAGAAAAUGUUGACCUACCUGGACAACUAGGAAAGUGGCGAAGAAUGCUUGUCCAGAGGAGUGAUAGUAUUGAUUCCAACUAUAAUUAA